CAGAAUGUGUAUGUACAGCUAUCUUUGGCCUUGUUACAGUGAGAUCAUACGACAGAACUGCUUAUCAUUUUAAUCCUCUUCAUGUCAUUAUUAACACUGAGUUACCAUGCUUCAUCCUUAAAUAUAAAGUGACAGCAUUCAAUUUUACUCUUGGCUAUACUGUGGUGUUUCUGCUGCUGUUCUGUGAGCAUCCUGCCUAAGCAUGAUUUCUCACACUCCCUGCAGUGUUCCAUCCAUCAAACCACUUUUAAUUUGUUGUCGGUUUUUAUUGGCCUCCAUACAUUCCUUUAGUGUCUCUGCUUUCUCUGAAGAUGUAUGUUGCCAUUAAGAUUCUUUCCGGACUACAAAAACCCUUUCUUCAAAUGAAUAUACCAAAAAAAGUCUCCAGACUGCUGCAAUAAACUGUAUAUAGAAGACUUCAUUACAGAAUAUUGCAUAGGGGAUUUGUUCAUAUGCAUAAAAAUUGACUUACCAGAUGCACUGUGUCCAUUCAAUACAACAUUGGCUUGGUCUUUUCACAGUUGCAAUGUCAGUACAGACACUUUACAUACUUUUAGAGUGAAAUUUGUCUUUAUCAGUAUGGCAGCAUCCUUGAAAACGUAAGUUCAGAUAUUGAAUGUUCAGUUCAGCCUGCGCACUUUUUUAAAACAUUACAUCACCUGCCAGUUGGCUUCCUACUGUAGGACACUUAUGAUUGGCUGACAUCAUGGUGGGCUCAGCUUCUCCCUUCCUGCCAGCUGUGUCUGUGUGCUGAACUGAGCAACAAUGGCAGGAAAAGUUGACGCAAGUUGCCAGACCACCAGGCCAAGACAUUGUGUGGUUUUAAGGUGGAUUCCAGUACAUCGGGUCUCUGACCUUUGCACAAGGCUAGAUCUUCUUAUCAAUGUUCUUAUUGAAUAUAACAACACUUUGUUUGAACUAAGGCACUGCCAAUCUGCAUGAUAAAAUGUUAGUGCUUCAUAAUACAACAAUCUGAUUUACCUUUUCUGUUUUAUAAACAUAAAUUGUGCCAAGAUGUUCAUACUGUUAAUACAAUAUUCACCAAAGCAGUACACUAAUGACAUGUGUACGAGUCACUUAUGUAAUCUUAGUGGUAAUGGCCAGAUAAGCUUACAUUUAAUACUUGACAUCAAAUAGAAAUAUUUAGAUUAUGUGAGAGUAUAUCCUGGUGUUUUAGAUUAUAAAAUGGUUUAAAAUAAUCCAAUGAUGCUACAAUGCAUAUACUGUGUAAUAUGUGACUCAUAUUAAUAUCUAAACCCAGACCUCAAAGAGCUUAGAAAUCAGUUAAUCCCAGCUGUUGGAAAAAGGGAUACCGGUACUUAAUAUAUGGUAGAUUGCACAACUGUGAACAUUUGUGAGAGUUUCUGGCGCAGGAACAUCAUGAUUGUUAUGCAAUGAAUGUCCUUAAAUAUUAAAAAAGAACAUCUAACUAUUCAUUAUUCAUUUUUCGGCAAAAUCCCAUUGGGUUUAAAUGAUACAGAUACCAGUUUUGACUUGAAGAAUCACUUGUUCUUUUCUCAUAUUAAAUUACCACUGCUUUAAAUUGUUCAGUGGUAUCAGAUACUGUAGUUGUGCAUUAUCAUCUGUUGCGCACGUUUCUUUUUUAACAAUUAACUUUGCUCUGUCCAUCUGUAUGAGAACAUACAGCUGCUCUUCAAUGCAUGAAGCAUCAAAAAGCUUCUGUUUUCAUAUUUUACAAAACAUGCACAUAAUGAACUGUUGUUUACAGUAUUUUAUCAAAGCUUAACACAGGAAUUUCUGCUAAUUAUAAUUGGAGAUAAUGAAGUGCAUCUGCAUCAAAGGCUUCUUUGAAGACAACGCUGAUGUAUAAAUCUUUGUUCCUCCUCAUAUUCCCAUUGUUAUCCACGCUAUUCCUUGAGAGGAUUUUAGUACAGUCUGCACCCUGUCAGGACUGACACCAUCCAAGUCCCGUUAAGUGUUCCAUACCAUCUGUGCCAGACGUGCCGCAGCAGCAUAGAGACGUGCAGACAGAAAGUAUGCAUCUGGAACCCUGAAAGAGACAAACCCUUUGGCAGGACAUGACUUUGUGCAGAGGACUGAUAAGUAGUGUUUACUCUUCAGCUGACGGUGUCCAUAUUGGGAAGACUUUGGUGGCGAAUCCCCAGAGUGACGAGGCAGUCCGCAUGUGUCUGAGGGAGAGGGGCCGCGAUGUGCUGGUUCUCCAGAGAAUAUCGUCACAGCAGCCAGCCCUCUCUGCAUCGGCGAGGGGAGGGGGGAGAGAGGAGGCGAGGAACAGGAGGUUCGUGGUGGUAUCAGGGACCCCAGAGAAGAUCCUGGAGCACUUGCUGACUGACCUGACACUAGAUGAAGACCAGGGGACAUCACAGGGCAAAGAGUCAGAUACACUACUGGAUGAUUUUCUGCUGACCUACCCAGUGUUCAUGUCAACCAGUGAUUUAUGUCAAGCUCUGCUGGGACACUAUUGCACCAAGAGACACAGAGGGAAGGAGGACAGGAAGGAGGCUGUGGAGAGGAAACAGAAAGUCCUGCACCUGGUGUCGCAGUGGAUGGCCCUCUGCAGAGACUUCCUGAGGGACGACGAGCAUGUCAAGCUGUUCAUGAAGACUUUGUAUCGUUACGUGUUGGAUGAUCUCUAUGAGCACCCAUCCCUGGAGAAGGAUGUGCGGGAACUGCAGAAACUGUACCAGCUGCAUCGCACACAUACGGUGGAUAACUAUUCCCCUCAAAGAAAGAGCAAAGCACUUUCCCACCAAUUGAGCCUAAAAGAGAAUGGACUCCAGUCCAGAGGAACACAUAGGGAGUCCAAGGAAGUGCUGUGUCACGUGUACAUAGCCAUGGACUCGUUCCUGAGUAUGAAGGCCCACGUUGGGGUUGUGGCCCAGGAGCUGCUGCAGGCAGUGGCAGAAAGGAUGGAAGUCCCACUCGGCGACCUAGUGCUAGUGGCUGUAACUUACAAUGGGGGAAGGCUCCUGCUGCAGCCUCAGGACAGAGUCUUCUCUGAUGCGUUACGGCCGGUGGGGAGGCUGCAUGUGUGCAGGAAGGACCUGGGUGAAGUCCUGAACCCGUUCACAGACAACUCAGAGCUGCAACAGAGGACAGCACGCAUGCUCACUUUAAACACAUGGGACGUGGCCGUCGCUCUCACCAACUUUGACUGGACCAUCUUUGCCUCAAUACAUGAACAAGAACUGGUCUAUUUCACCUUCAGUCGCCACAGCAGCAGCAACCACACGGUGGCGUUGGAGCUGCUGCUGCAGCGCUGCAAUGAGGUCCAGCUGUGGGUGAUGACCGAGGUGCUGUUGUGCCCAACGCUCUGCAAACGGGUCCAACUCAUCAAGAAGUUCAUCAAGAUCGCUGCUCACUGUAAAGCACAAAGGAACCUCAACUGUUUCUUUGCCAUUAUAAUGGGCCUGAACACUGCAGCUGUUAGCCGCCUCAGUCAGACAUGGGAGAAAAUUCCUGGGAAAUUCAAAAAGCUGUUUACAGAACUGGAGACAGUUACAGAUCCCUCACUGAACCACAAGGCCUACAGGGAUUCUUUCAAGAAGAUGAAGGCUCCAAAGAUCCCCUUCCCUCCUCUGCUACUGAAAGACAUUACGUUUAUUCACGAAGGCAACAAGACGUUUCAUGAUAACCUGGUUAAUUUUGAAAAGCUGCACAUGAUCGCCGACACAGUGCGACUCAUACGGCAGUGUCAGAAAGAUCCCAUGGGUAAUGGCAUUACCCAGAAGAGCAACUCAGAAGUGCGAGCGUACAUCGAUUACCUGCUUAUCAUCGACAAUCAGCAGACUCUGUUUGAACUGUCUCACAGGCUGGAGCCCCGUGCUUAGACAGCAGCUCUCACUGCAUCCCCCGCUGUGUCGGCCACACUGUCGGAUAGCCAAGGAACGAUUUAUCGCUGUCUCAUCUAUCUCUCAGGACUCAGUCAGCAAUCAGAGGGCGCUGCAGGAUGUUGGCCUACCACAGGAGAGAGCUGGUCAAUCAGGAAAGUGUCACCAGAGACGAGACUAAGCAGAAAAAGAUGCAUCUUAGGUUAAAUGCAUAAGUGUUUGCAUAGAUCCACAACAGUGUCAGUGAUCCAAAGCGCCUGAAAGCAGGUCCAGCUGCAAGGCCAGCUGAUCUACUUCAACUAAAGCUGCCUAGAAGAAAACUGUAGGUCUUGAUCCAUGUGUCUAAACCAAACCUGCUGCUGCUAUUUCUUUACAUUCUUACAGGCACAAGUAUGCCGAGCUGUUCGAACAAUGAUACAACAGCUCUCUCUAGUGGAGAAGCAGCAAGCUGCAAUAACAGCACGUUUGAAGAUGGAAGUGCUUCCCAACUGCUAAAAAAACACAGAACAUGAAGGUGCAAACAAAAUAUGUUGAGUCUGACUUAAAGGUCCACUUAGUAGCCUUUCCAAGAGCUUUUAACCCCACAAAUCACAUCAGAAGUGAUUGAGAUGCAGGUUCACUCAUGACACUGGACAUCUUUUUGUAUUUUCACCAUUUAAAGAUCUGGCAGCGGCAGUUUGUUUUAUCUGAGCCAACCAAAGACUUUCCGUCCAAUAUUGUACACACACACUUCUGUUUUCUUCAGACAGGAUCCAGAUGUUAUUUUUGCCAGAUGCAGGUCAUACAUCAGUCAAGAAUCAGCACACUGUAUGCACAACAAGCUGAAUCAGAUUAAGUGAAAAUGAUUGUGAAAUAUUAAACAUUUGCAUAUAUUAUUUUCAUUAUGUAUUUUUACAGAAUUCCCUUACCAUAUAUUUUUUAUUGUUGAACCAGAGUGUAGUACAUGGGGCCAUUCAGAUGCUAUUCGAACAGGGAAUUAGAUAAGAAUAAAAAUUGUAUUUCUUUCAAGUGUGGGAUACGCGUUGAGUCCUGUCUGUGAGAUAUAAUCACGUACAGUAUGUUAUUGCUAAAUACCAUUAAACUGCCUGUUCAAAGUGAUGCAUAAGAUCUCCAUCUAAAUGAGCUGUGGACAAUCAGUCAUAAAUGAAGCAGUAGACUCAUACGGACACGUGUCGGUAUCGGUCUUUAAAGUUCAGGUUAAAACACACAAUAGUGCACAUUGCAACCCAGACAGUGUUUGAUUAGUGGAAGUUUAGGGAUAUCUGUUUUAGCUGUAUGGAACUAAGGGAUUAGCGUUUGAAAAGCUCAGCAACAAUCUUUAAGAAACAUUAAAGACAACCCACAAUAAACAGUUUUCUGUUUUCAUCCAAUGCUACAGAGCUGCAGCUAUCUCUUUUAUCUUCAGUAAAUGAAGGGUUAGAAAUUGUAAAGGAUAAAUAAGUUCCAUUGUGUUUCUGGGUUUAACUGUCAGUCAAGUAAAGAGCAAUAGCAAAACAAAUACUACAGCACCUUCUGGAUAAGAAAAGUAGAAAAAUAGAAGCCAUUUGCUUAUGUACAGUGCAAAUGAAUACUACUGUAGACAACUGUGUGUAGUUAUAGAAAAUACUGUACGCUAUUUAUUCUCUGGAUUGGUCAUCUGAAAAUGACUCUUUCGUCCUGAAGUUAGGCCGUUGUAAGUACGCGCUGUGAAGUGUGUAGAUGGAAUUUCGCAUUAUAAUGUUGAAAUUGUAAUUGUGGGAUUUUAAAAACCGCAGUUACAAUGGGGGGACAAUUGGUUUAGCAGUAUCUAUCUUACUUUGAAUUUCAUUUGAAUCAUCAUUAGUUUGAUUAUGUUUUUACAUAUGUUCAAAUUCUGGAUACAGAUAUUUAUUUAUUUCAGAAUAAGUUAUUUGUUCUAUGGAUAUGACUUUGAUUUUGUGUUUUUUGUACACACCGUUUUGGCUGGUCUGCAUGAUAUGGUAAACCAUGGACUGACCACUGAGUGUGAACUGUGCAUGCAAUAAAAUAUUUUUCCUCA
Messenger RNA from Eleginops maclovinus (Patagonian blennie), 5829 nucleotides. RefSeq names its product rap guanine nucleotide exchange factor 5-like. Gene Ontology annotation, biological process: Ras protein signal transduction; positive regulation of GTPase activity. The transcript is spliced from 18 exons. Lineage: Eukaryota; Metazoa; Chordata; Actinopteri; Perciformes; Eleginopidae. The coding region runs from base 2040 to 3812 and encodes 590 amino acids. The record is from RefSeq and is a predicted model, not a curated record. Gene Ontology annotation, cellular component: plasma membrane. Gene Ontology annotation, molecular function: guanyl-nucleotide exchange factor activity.